Mesorhabditis spiculigera is the source of this 867-nucleotide messenger RNA. Lineage: Eukaryota; Metazoa; Nematoda; Chromadorea; Rhabditida; Rhabditidae. The record is from the annotation of a GenBank genome assembly.
AUGGCAGCUGCAGAUACGAUCUGCUUGGUCGCACUCUUCUUUUUACUCAGCCUCCGCUACUGGGGUGUGCAAAGCGAUAUGUUCUUCACAAUUGCUUGCAAGCUGGACGUAUUCAUCAUCCAUGCCGCAUCCGCAUUUUCCAUUUGGUGUUGGCUGGUUUUGUCUGCAGUACGCUACGUUGCGAUAUACAGACCGUACACGCAUUUGAAGAUGCAUAAGGAGCCCCAUUUGGCAGUGAUCGGAAUCGCCGCCUUCUGUUGCUUGGCGGAAUCGUGGCUUCUCUACGACAUCACCUACUUCCCAGAAGUGAAAGCAUGCGAAUCAAAUUCGGAUGAAGCUACCGGGCAAAAGUUGCAGAUUGUCGAGAUUAUCAUCUCGUAUUUUCUGCCGGCCGGGAUUAUUACAAUACUCGAUUUAAAGGUUUUAUUUUGCCGUACGGUUUGGUGGUCUGGGAUCGGGACCAAUCAGGCGGAUAAACAGUUUGCGUUAAUUUCAAAUGGGGAUCUCGCAGAGCAGGAAGCAAAAGCAAAACGAAGGGCUCAACAACUGAAGGUGCUGCGGCGGUGUCUAGUGAUUACGGUGUUCGAUUUGGGAAUGAAUUUGCCGAGUUAUUUGUAUAGACUGUAUUUGUGUACACUAACGGAAGAAGAAAUGUUACGACUCGACCCGAAAACCCAAGCUUUGAUUGAAUUCGUCACGCAAAUUAUGUAUUUCGCACAGUUCUCAUUAAAUGCCCUCUACCUCGUUUGCAUCAUCUACGAUACCCCUAAGAAAAGGCGCAGGAUCCCAGCGUCAAGUGCCUCUUACGCGUCCGGAAUUUCAAAGCGCAGCGUUCUACAGCAGAAAGACAGUCGCACCAUUGAUUUU